AAGAAUAGAAAAGAUAGGAAGAAAGAAAGAAAGGAAAAAAAAAAAGGAAAAAAAGGAUUAAAGGAAAAAAGGAUAUAAAAUGUUGAAUAAAAAUCAACUUAUAGGAUUCCUAAUCGUUAUAAAUAUUAUGACGAUAGUUUCAACGGAAUCAAGCCCCGAGUACGUGAAGCAAUGUUCUAGGAAGGAUCCUAAAUUAAAAAGUUGCCUGAUCGAUUCUCUUCAUCAUCUUAAACCUUAUUUAAAAGAUGGCAUACCAGAAAUUGAAUUACCUUCCGUCGAACCUUUUCGUAUGGAUGAGCUGACUCUCUCUCUGACAGGUGGUACAAACGGUUACAAGGUUCAAUUGCGAGAACUCUAUGUAAGGGGAGCGAGUAACUAUACAGUCGAGGACAUCCAACUAGGUUCACCCUUCGAAGCUGUCAUUAGAAUGCCAGCCCUUGUACUUGACGCUCAAUACACCAGUUCCGGUGUAUUGAUCAUUUUACCAGCAAGUGGAAAUGGUACCUUCCAUGCUCGUUUCGAUGACGUACGAGCCCUUGUGAAGGGUUCGGUCUCAACAAAAGUUCGUGACAAUAAAACUUAUCUGAACGUCGAGAAAUUAGACGUCGAGCUCAGUGUGAAAAACGUUAAUAUGAGAGUAAGAAAGAUCUAUAGGAACAAUAGAAUAUUAACGGAGGCAACCAAUCUAUUCUUACGAGAGAACGGACAGGAAGUUUUGAAAGCGAUGGAGCCACAACUGAAAAGGAAACUAUCAGUUCUGUUUGCAGGAAUUGUCAAUCAGCUAUUACGUCACGUGCCCGUCGAGACGUUCCUAUUACCCUAAGCCAAUCUUUUCGUUUUCUAAUAUUUUCGUUUGCUUUUUCUAUUUUCUUUCGAGUUAUCUGUAUAAUAAAAAGAAGAAAAAAAAAAGAAAAAAAAGGAAAAAA
Molecule: messenger RNA, 926 nt
Organism: Vespa velutina
Lineage: Eukaryota; Metazoa; Arthropoda; Insecta; Hymenoptera; Vespidae
Exons: 5
Coding region: 80-823 (247 amino acids)
Source: RefSeq, a predicted model, not a curated record